AUGAUAAACAAUACGUCAAUCAAGCAAUUUGAAAUUUCAUUGGGUACCAAUCCGGCAGUCUAUUUUCCUGGUCAAGCAGUUAAUGGCAAAGUGAUAUUAGAUUUAGAAAGGCAAAUCAAUAUUGCAAGUAUUCAAGUUCAGUGCUUAGGUUUCAGUAGUUGGAACGUACAUCGAAGAACUAGUGCACGACAUCAUCACUGCGACAUCAACUCUAGAAAGGAAACUUUCAUCGAUGAUAGCGAAACUUUAUGGGAAAAUGUGGAGGGAAAUUUGCAAGAAAUGCCAGUAGGACAAUAUGAAUUUAAUUUCAACUUUCCACUGCCUAUUGAUAAAAAAUUACCAUCAUCUGCUGAACUGAUGUGGUAUGACAGCCGUAUUCGCUAUUGCAUUAUUGCAACUCUCAAUGAUAAAAAGAAAAAGCUAUAUCGAACCGUAAAAGUCUUUACAUUUUUAGAAAUUAUUGAUGUAAAUCGCCCACAAUUUAAGGCACCUCCACCGCUAAUCGAAGUUGAAAAUACUUCAUGUUGUUUAUGUUAUCAAUCUCUACCUACACUAUUAACGAUAUCUACUGAUCGAUCUGCAUAUUGCCCUGGAGAAAGUAUCAAAUUUGAAGUUGUUUGUGAUAACAUGACAUCCAGUAGAAUUAAGUAUAUAGCAGCUAAACUUGCUCGGACAACUGAUUUACAUGUAGGAGAACGUACUUUUCUACACGUUCGACAUUAUUACAGUGAAGUUCGUUCAACAGAAGAAAUAACUGGAGGUCAAUCCUUUACUUGGCAUGAAGCAUCUAUGAAAAUACCUUCUUUACCUCCGUCAAUUAAAUCGAAUUUUAUCACUGUUUCAUAUGAAUUAUUGAUUAUCGCGAAAUUUGUCCACAGUCCAAAUCAAUUAGCUUCUGCACCGAUCACUAUCGGUAGCAUUCCGUUAAAUUUGCAACCAGAUCCAAGCCCUCCGGCAUCAGACGUAAAUAGACUCCAAUCUGCAAAUGUCGUCUUUGAAGGAUGUGUUGAUGAUUGCGAAAGAAACAUUAAUUCGAAAAAUAAAUUUAAACCUUUUUAUCCAGUCGCUAGAAUAUGA
Messenger RNA from Trichoplax adhaerens, 1077 nucleotides. RefSeq lists its product as uncharacterized. Gene Ontology annotation, cellular component: cytoplasm. Lineage: Eukaryota; Metazoa; Placozoa; Uniplacotomia; Trichoplacea; Trichoplacidae. Bases 1 to 1077 code for a protein of 358 amino acids. Gene Ontology annotation, biological process: protein transport. The transcript is spliced from 6 exons. The record is from RefSeq and is a predicted model, not a curated record.